AUGGCUAGUCCUACUGUUCUUAUAUUCGAUGCUGCAGUCGAUUUUGACGUUUGGGUGGAUGACUUGCAACUCUGUCUUUGGUGCGACUCUAGGGACGGAGUCUCACUUUUCGAUCACACGUCCGGCGCCUCUGUUGCACCCGCAGCCGACGCUGACAUCAGGGACCACUUUCUCUCCCUUUGCCCCACCGAGCUCACCGUAGACAUGCUCGAAGAGCCCCUCACUGCAGCUGAGACUAGCAUAGUUGCUGUAGGAGCUUCUCGCAACGACCCUCGCGCCCCUUUCUUUGAGGGUGUUCCCCCGUUCCCCUUUUCCCCUCUGUUGCUUUUGCUACUGCUGACGACCUCAUUGGCACCGAGGUGGUCGGCGCUACGUCUGCUACUAGUGGGAGGAGCCGCAGCAGCAAGGGCAAGGGGGGCAAGGGUGGUGGAGGGCACGGCGGGGGCGGCGCUGGUGGCGGUGGAAGAGGCGGAGGGGGUGGGGGUGGAGGUGGGGGUGGAAGCGGGAGUGGGGGCGUUGGUGGCGUCGGUGGCGGCGGUGGUGGUGGGGGCGGCGGCGGCAGCGGUAGUGGGGGUGGUGGCGGCGGUGGUGCUGGUCGGGGUGGAUCCGUGUAGCGUGGAGGCUUUGGUAGUGGCCAGCGCCAGCAGCAGCCGCGUUCUCGUGAGGCCCCAUCCCCCCAGCAGCUUCGUGAGUGGUACGCUGGGCGUGGGAGGUCUGGGGGUGCUGGUCCCUGCGCUUACGUUCUCCACACCGGCGAGCGCCGUGGGGAGACGUGCGGGCUGCCACACGCGACGCAGCGCUGCUUCGGUUGCCUGA
Closterium sp. NIES-65 is the source of this 816-nucleotide messenger RNA. NCBI's taxonomy places the organism in Eukaryota, Viridiplantae, Streptophyta, Zygnematophyceae, Desmidiales, Closteriaceae. The record is from the annotation of a GenBank genome assembly.